AUGACGUCAUCGUACAAAUUCCUGCUGCUCCUGCUUAGGAUAACGAGUUUUUGUCUCGUAGUGGUCGGCUCGGAUCCGAACAGGGAGCAAAAAUUCGCCAUGGAACCGCAAGAUCAAACGGCCGUUGUUGGUUCCAAAGUGACAUUGCCGUGUAGGGUGAUAGGAAAGAGCGGGAUAUUGCAAUGGACUAAAGAUGAUUUUGGAUUAGGGACGCAUAGGAAUCUUAGCGGUUUCGAGCGGUAUUCCAUGGUGGGAAGCGACGAAGAAGGUGACUAUUCCUUGGAAAUCUUCCCCGUGAUGCUGGACGACGACGCCAAAUACGAAUGUCAAGUGUCAACGGGAGCUCAAGGUCAGACCGGUAUCCGAAGUCACUUCGCCAAGUUGACUGUUUUAGUUCCACCCGACCCUCCGAAAAUUGUACAGGGUGAUUAUCUGGUCACCACCGAAGAUAGAGAAAUCGAACUCGAAUGCAUCAGCUUCGGUGGAAAACCCGCAGCUGAGAUUACGUGGAUCGACGGCCUAGGAAACGUUCUAACGGACGGCAUUGAAAAUAUAGUGGAAAAGCUAGCCGACGGUCGCCGGUACACAGCGAAAUCAAUAUUAAAAUUGACACCUCGGAAGGUCCACCACAACACGACUUUCACCUGUCAAGCACAGAAUACGGCCGAGAGGACGCACAGAACGGCUAAAUUGAAGUUGGAGGUCAAAUACGCUCCAAAAGUAUCAGUCGCUGUCCUGUCUGGUUCAAGCACGAACGGGCGCAUCCCGGAAGGUUCAGAAGUAAGAUUAGGCUGCAAAUCGGACGCGAAUCCUUCUGCCGUCACCUACAGAUGGUUCCUCAACGACGAACCUGUAAUGGGCGACUUCACGACCGAACUGGCUCUUCAUAACGUAACCAGGAGACAUCACGACGCUAUAGUCAAGUGCGAAGUCCUCAACGCCGUGGGAAAAAGCGAGGAAAGCCAAUCAUUAGAUAUCAGUUAUGGUCCUCAAUUUCGCACGAGACCAAAAUCAGUUGAGGCUGACCUCGGUUCCAGCGUAACUUUAAGCUGCGACGUCGACGGUAAUCCAGUUCCUGAUGUAUCCUGGUUUCACGAAGAUCAGAAGAAAAUCGUCAGUACGAGUCCUAAUUUGACGUUGAGAGUGGACCACAGCACGGCUGGGCGGUACUACUGCAAGGCUAGGGUGCCAGGAUUUCCUGAGGUCGGAGCUGAAGCUUCUAUUUAUCUCAAAGGUCCCCCUUCCAUAGUUAGCCACCGAACCCAGUUUGGCAUAGAAGGAGACAACGUCAGGGUGGAAUGCACCGCUUUUUCCAUCCCAGCUCCGGAAAGGGUUGUGUGGACUUUCAACGGCAGAGAAGUGGAUCUUCACGAUCAAGAUUACUCCAUACUGGAAGACCCGCUCCCAGAAGGCAUAAAAUCCACACUCGUCAUCAGAGAAUCGCAAGAAAAGCAUUUUGGCAUGUACAAUUGCAGCGUUUCAAAUCCGUACGGGAGUGAUGUUGUCGAAAUUAGCCUCAUGCCGCAAAAAAGCUUCCCGAUGUUGAUCAUAGUAAUAGGAGUCGUUGGAGCUAUAAUAGUACUUAUCAUCAUCAUUAUGAUUGUGUUUCUUUGCCAAAGGCAAAGUAAUAAGAAGCCACAUCCAGAGAACACGAAUACUAUGGAGAAGCAGUGCAAGGAAUCAGACAGAAGUUCAAACAUCUCAGAUUUGAAAUUAGACCUAAGGACGGGUUCGUCCAAUAGCAACGUUCACUGCGACAUGGACUACAUUCCUGGAGCCGAAUCGGAAACUGGAAGCGAAUCGGUCAUCACCAGGAUAGGCGUCCCGUUGGCAGGGCCCGUCAGUAUUCCAGGGCAGGAUAUUUAUAGAUAUUCUGCGGAUUAUACCGAGCCUAACUUCCCACCAAAGGACGGCCAGAACAACAAUGGUUACGUUCCUUACGUGGACUACGCGAGGGACUACAACCCGCCACUGAUGCAGGCUCCCAUAUCUUCCUCCCUGGAUCCGAACAGGGAAAGCCUCCAAUCGACGCGUCUCCAGCUAAACUCCCUCCAAAAUCAUCAGAUUCCUGUCUCGGGGUCGAGCCUGCCAUUGAACGACCUUUCGGACCUUCACCUGUCUCACCAGUCCAUCCCUAAUGGGGGUCUGCCUUCCAUAGAUCCGAGGUUCAGCGCUACCUAUGGUAACCCGUACCUCAGGAAUCCGAUCGUGGGCCUGCCGACCCCCAACACGGCGAACCCCGCCGCUACGCCAGCGCCCCCGCCCUAUUCCCGGGAAAAUUCCAGACUAAUUAGUUCUAGUGCCAUGAUAACGGCUAGUGCCAACGUGGUGAAUACAGUGGUGGCGAACGGUUCCAACGGGUCCUUGCCGCAGGUCACGAGACUACCGAACUCGCCGACGAGUCAAUAUAUAGUGCCCAAUUCCAAUAUGGCGACCCUCAAACGGGGGACCAUGGCGACGCACGUGUAA
Psylliodes chrysocephalus is the source of this 2469-nucleotide messenger RNA. The record is from the annotation of a GenBank genome assembly. NCBI's taxonomy places the organism in Eukaryota, Metazoa, Arthropoda, Insecta, Coleoptera, Chrysomelidae.